Scomber scombrus (Atlantic mackerel) is the source of this 12846-nucleotide messenger RNA. RefSeq names its product sacsin-like. The record is from RefSeq and is a predicted model, not a curated record. NCBI's taxonomy places the organism in Eukaryota, Metazoa, Chordata, Actinopteri, Scombriformes, Scombridae. Bases 1 to 12840 code for a protein of 4279 amino acids. The transcript has 8 exons.
AUGAGUCUGAAGACAAAGAAAAAAACUCGGGCUUCCUUCGGGGCAACAGCGCCGCCCUUCAUUGACUACCUGAAAGAUAUUCUACGUCGAUAUCCAGAUGGUGGACAAAUUUUGAAGGAGCUGAUUCAAAAUGCAGAUGAUGCUGGAGCCACAGAAGUGGUUUUCAUCCAUGAUGAAAGAAGCUAUGGGACUGAGAGCCUUUGGACUGAUGAACUGGGAAAAUACCAAGGUCCUGCUCUAUAUGCCUACAACAAUGCAGCAUUCACUGAAGAUGACUGGAAAGGAAUUCAGACUUCAGGGAGGAGUGUCAAGCGCAAUGACCCAAACAAAGUUGGGAGGUUUGGGAUUGGCUUCAACUCUGUUUACCACAUAACAGAUGUGCCAAGUGUCUUCAGUUCAGGGCACCUUGGUGUGAUGGACCCCCAGGAAAAAAUAUUUGGGGGAAGAAAAGGAGGUUUUCAGUGGUCUUUAGAGGAUGAAGAAGACCGAGAAAAUCUGAUGAACAUACAUGAUCAGUUCAAACCUUUUCGAGAUAUUCUUUCACUUGUAAGCAGACAAGAGUGGUCAAAAGUCAUCAUGGAGGAUCAGCACCUUGAUGGGACAAUUUUCAGAUUCCCUUUGCGCAAUCAGGCAUCAGACAUUUCAGAUAAUCUAUAUGACUCUGAUAGGGUUGUUCAGCUUUUUGAUAGCUUCAUUGCAGAUGCAGACUUAAGCCUCCUGUUUCUAAAACAUGUGACCACUGUGUCCUUGAUACACGUUAACAAAAAUGGCUCCUUUAACACCAGACUAGAAGUGAAAUCCUCAGUCUUCACAGAUGUGAUUUUGAGAUCAGAAGACAAUUCAAUCACAGAGGGUUCAACAAGAUUCAAACUAAUAACCCUCAACUCAGAGGAUCACAAGGUAACAAAGUGGCUUGUGACAUCAUGCACCAUGAAAGAGGGGAACGUCGAAAAAAUAGAUUCACUUGCAAAAAAGUUGAGCUUUUUCCCUCAAGUUGACUUGGCAUUCCCUUGUAAUGAGAAGAGAGAUUGUAGUGAGAGUAGACUGAGCUGCUUUCUUCCACUCCCUAACAAUGAAUCCAACAAGACAGGACUCCCAGUUUAUGUCAAUGCGUGCUUUGGCCUCACAGACAACAGAAGACACAUCAAGUGGCAAGAGGAAGACCAGAAACAUGAUGAACAUGCUGUGUGGAAUGAACUGCUGAUGAAGGAAGUGCUCCCGCAGGCUUACCUCAUGAUCAUUCAAGAUGCUAUCAAACUUGCCCAAGAGGGUAAUCUCCAAGUCUCAUCCGUGUAUGAUCUGUGGCCAGAUAUCGCUGAGAUACAGCACAAAGACAAAUGGCAUGUCAUUGCUCUAGAUGUCCUUCAUCACUUAUUUAGAGAAGAUGUGGCUGUCCUCUCUCUUGCCAAAGAUGAAAGAAAGUUUAUCUCUCCAUCUGAAGCUGUGUUUCCGUGUAAUGGUCCAACAAGCCCUGACAUACUGGCCACCAUUAAAAGGACUCUGGUUUCCUGUGGAGAAAAUCUUGUCACUGUACCAGGUAGUGUCGCAAGAGCCAUAAAUGAGACCUAUCCACACCAUGAAAGUCUAAGACAUGUGACUCCAGCUUUCCUCAGGGGUGUUCUCCACAGGAUUGGAUUGCAUAACAUCUCUAAAGAAGACAAACUCUGUCUUCUAGAGUAUGUUUUGAGUGAUGGAAAAUACAGAGAACUCCAGGGUCUUCAGCUGCUUCCACUCAGUGAUGGCUCUUUCAGAUCUUUCACAAACAGAGAGGAGGACACUGCUUUAAUUGACAGCAAUGAAUUUCCAAGAGCUUUGCUGCCAUGUUGCAAACACCUCUUCAUCCCAGAUGAUCAAAGUCCAGCCUGCCGUACCCAUCUGAAACAACUGGCUAGAGAAAAAUUAUUCAAGGUAAUCAACAUUGAUGCCGACCAGGUGAAAGAAUACACAAGGAGGUAUUUGCCAGAUGACUGGAAGCCAACGAGGACAGGGCUUGUUAAGUGGGACAUCAGCAACAGUCAACAUCCACCUUUAGAAUGGCUCCAAGAAUACUGGAAAUUUCUCAACACUCACUUUAAAGAGUUAAGUGGUUUCACUGGAAUGCCAUUAAUACCAGUCAGUCCCCUGUCUGUCAGUCAAUCUGUAUUACUAGCAAGAGUACAACAGAAAACAACCCUAAUUUUUCAGAAAAGUAAGCAGAGUAGCUUGCCAGAACAAUUAGCUCUCUUGGUAAACAAAGUUAAUGGUACAGUGGUGAGAGAAAAUGAGUGGCUCAAACAUGAAGACCUAGACUCUUAUGUGCUCAGCCCAUCUCCAAGGAGUGUCAUGAAGGUCCUGAUGAAUUUAGAUUCUCAGCAUCUCAUCAGAGAACUCCAGACUGCUUCUGACAGAGAACGAGAAGAACUGAAAAAUUAUCUCUCACAUCUGGAGUCUCUCUCAGACAGUGAGAAAGAUUUCCUCUCAAUGAUGCCUCUGUUCCAAACCAUGAAAGGAUCAUAUACUGCAGCUCAGUCAAAACAGGCUGUGCAUUUAGGUUCUGGUCUAACAGUACCAAAAGAGCUCCCCAUGCCUGAUUCAGUUGUGCAGUGUGCUACUGAGGCUGAUCGCAGACUACUAAAACUGCUCAAAGUUAAUCUCUUGGACACAGUUCAAGCAGCUGAUCUCCUCAUUGACAGUGUUGAGAAGGGGACUUGCAGUAAAGGGGACACUGAGAAAAUAAUGACUUGGAUUUUACAGCAUGGUCAAAUUAUUUUCUCUCAAAAUCACACCUUGAAACAUAGAUGUAAGAACUUGAAGUUCAUUGAAGUGAAUGGAGAGCUGAAAACAACCUCAAGUUUUUUGGAUCCAAGAAUUCAAGCUUUCAAAGUCAUUUUUGAGCCAUAUCUCUUUCCCCCACCUUUAUAUGGCAAAACACUGCAGAUGCUUGAAAGUCUGACAGAUCUUGGGUUGCUAAAUAAAGAAGUAGACGUGCCACCAGGGCACUUGUUGCAUGCUGCCACAAAGAUUGACAAACUCCAUGUUGACUCUCAAACCGAGGCUCUCAAAAGAGCUCAAGUACUCUUGAAAAUGUUGGAUGCUAAUGAUCUGCUGUCAAAGUUUUCUCGUGAAGAGCUCAAUCGCCUCAAAAUGUUAAAAUGGGUCCCUUGUGCUAAACCUGGCAAUGACAAAUCACAGAGAAGUUGUAUCUUCUGCCCAGAUGAAAUAAAACACUCUAUGUUUGACGACAUUGUUGGGCAUGUAAUGCCUUUAAUGGGAAAGCUCAGUGACAGAGUCAGCAACAAACUUGGUCUCAAAUGCCUGCCUCCACCUGCAAAAGUGAUUGAGAAUUUAUCAAUCUUGAUAUUAAAAGCACAGAAAAUGGCUGAUCCUGACACAAAUUUGGAUUUCAAAAGGAAGCUGAACAGCAUUUACAAACACAUGCAAGAUCACCUCUCUGCAUUUUCUACGGUGAUUAGCAAAGACACAUGUUGGCUGUGGAGCCACAACCAAUUUGUGGCACCACAGGAUCUGGUUCUAGACUAUCCACAUAAUCUAGAUCUGAGCUCUUACAUUGGGAAGGUGCCAAAAGAAUUUCUGCCUUACAAGAACUUGCUCUGUGAGUUUGGCCUGAGAAAAUUGCUUUCAGAGCAAGAAAUUGUUGGCAUUCUUCAUUCCAUCAAGAAAUCCAUUGAAAGAAGGCAACAGCCAUUGGCAAGUUCCUCUGAGAUAAAAGUCUCAAUAGAAAUUCUUAACUGGCUGUGGAGAGAGAAGAAGACAGUGCAAGAUGACAUCCCAGUGCCAGUCAUUACAAAGGGUGGCCAAUUUACCCUCAAACCACGCUCAGCAACAGUCUUCUGUGACGUCAGCAAAAAAAGUUUGGAAGAGCUUCAGUAUAGCCAGGAGGAAAUCCAUGUCAUGCAUGAGGAAAUACCAAAAGCAACAGCUGAUUGGCUCAACAUCCAACUUCUCAGUACCCACAUCCUCGAUCCAGAGUUAGUGGGAAUUGAACAAUGUGGACAAUCUGAACCAAUAACAAUGAGAAUCAAAAACAUUCUUAAAGAGUAUGAUGAAGACAGUGACAUCUUCAAGGAGCUCAUUCAAAAUGCAGAGGAUGCUGGGGCAGAGGCCUGUAAAUUCUUGAUGGAUUUCAGAGUGCACAAAGAUGCCCCUGAAAGUCUCAUUGACCCUGACAUGGCACUUUGUCAGGGACCUUGUCUUUGGGCAUUUAAUAAUGAGCAGUUCACAGCUGAGGAUUGGAAGAAUAUUGUCAGAGUUGGCUCUGCCUCAAAGGAAAACAAGCUGGAAAAAAUUGGAAAGUUUGGACUUGGAUUCAAUACUGUGUAUCAUGUGACAGAUGUCCCUUCCAUCCUCAGUGGAAACAGUCUUCUCAUACUGGAUCCAAAUGUAACUCACCUUAAGAAGCACAUCAAACACAAAACAAAUCCUGGGAUCAAGCUGGACCUCUCUCUACAGCGACAUUUUCGUUGUUUCCCAGGUCAAUUUGGACCAUAUGAACGCAUUUUUGAUUGCAAUUUCACCAAACAAGGCCCACCUGCACCAUAUCAAGGCACUCUGAUCAAACUCCCUUUCCGAACUGAAGAAGAGGCAUUCAAGUCAGAGAUCAGCAAAAAGGUCUAUCACAAUGACAACAUCAUCAGUUUUCAACAGCAUUUGACUAACAACUCACAAACUCACCUGCUUUUUCUGAAGAACGUCAACACGUUAUCUCUACAAAAGAUCUCAAACAAUGCCUCAACACCACUGAGAGAUGAAGAAAUGGAGACAAUCUUCACUGUCUCCAAAACCACUGUGAGCACAAUGAAAAUUCCUGAUGAAGCUGGUUUGUCAAAGCAGAAUCAAGCUGAAACAACAUUGAUGAAACAUGAUGGGAAAUCCAAAGAGGUAAUUGACUGCAGCACAGUCAACAUUGUCCAAAUAACCAGUCAGCAGUCUGGUGUAACUCAAGUUCAGUCCUGGCUUCUGUACAACUGCUUUGGGACACGACAGUCUUUAAAAAUGACCCUUGAGGAAAACAAGCAAGCAAAGUUCUCCUUGCCAAUCGGUGGGGUUGCUGUGCCUUUGCAAAAUGAUCCAGAGACCGGGAAAUUGGCUGCAUUACACUCUGAACUUGUUGGACAGGCAUUUUGCUUCCUUCCUCUUUCCAUUUCCACAGGUCUCCCAAUCAAUGUGAAUGGAACCUUUGCUGUGACGAGCAACCGAAAAGGUCUGUGGGAGAGUGGAGUGAAACACGAAUGGAACAAAUCUCUUCUUCAGGAUCCUGUAGUGACAGCAUAUGUUACCGCACUCUUAGCACUUAAGAAAAUGUCUGAAAAUGAUCAACUGGACAAUUACUGUUACCACACAUUUUGGCCUAAUAGGGAAAAAGUGAGUGAAACUUUCAAACCUUUGGUGGAUACAUUUUACUCCACUGUUGCCCACCACACUAUUGCUCCAGAACUCUUCAGCGAAGGAAAACACUGGUGCUCAAUGAACAAUGCCAUAUUUUUGGAUGAGAACAUUGAGGAGGAUAAAGACAUUUGCACGCUUGCAAUGCAGGUCUCCCAAAAACAUGCAAAGGCACCAAAUCAUGUUGUUCCUCUUCCACUGUGGCUGAGAAAUAGCUUCAAACAAGCUGGCCUUGAAAAUGUUUUACAGAACAGAACAUGGAACUGGGAGAAGUUUUAUCAAGAAGCAGUUUUUGAUAACCUUGCUACCAUGGACCCUAAGAGUAGAGAUACUCUUGUGCUUCAUGCUAUUGACCUUAAUAUCAAAGAAAUUGACAAUCUAUUGGUCAACCAUCCAUGCAUUCCCACAACAGGCGGACAGCUCCAGUAUAUCAAGAAUCUUGUGAAUCCCUCAGGAAAAGUGGCCUGUCUUUUUGAACGAGCAGAGGGACGAUUGCUUGGAGGUACUAAAAAUGACUUUUGCUCUCCCAAAAGGAUUCAACGCUUACUGGCACUUGGAAUGGCAGAUGAUGAUCUCCCCUUGGAGGACAUAACCAAGAAAGCAGGAACAAUCAACAAAACCUGGAGCACUGACAAAAAGAAAGCAUAUGGGCAUCUGACAUGCCUUCUUGAACUCAUGAAGGAUCACAUGUACGACAAAGAGGUCCACCACUGGGAAACACUGAGGAUGACAGAAUUUCUGCCAGCAUUUUACCCUGGUGAUACGAAAAUGGAAGGACAAGUAAUACUUAGAAGGCCCACUGAUGUUUUUAGUGACAAAUGCUCCCUACUUGUUAAUAUGACACAACCUGUCCUGGAUCACUGCACUCUGAAAAUACACAACACAGAUACACUCCUACAAAUUUUGGGGGUUCGCGACCAUCCAGAGCCUGAGAUGGUGCUUCAGCAGCUGCAAGAAGCACAUAUGCAAUCUCAAUCCACUGACAAAUCCAUGCUUCACAAAAUAGCCUAUGAAUGCUACAAGUUUCUGGAUCAAUGGCUCUGUACUUCUGGAAAUUCCACUUACAUUUCACAGAGUGCAAAUUCAUUCCCAUUCAUUCUUGUUGGCAAUGCAUUUGUAAAUGUGAACCGUGUAGCUGAAAAAGAGCAAUUUGAAGCAAAACCGUAUCUCCAUGUACUCCCACCUGCCUUCACUGGUUUCAGGAAUCUCUGGGAAAGUGUAGGCAUUGAAAAGAAAUUUACACUCAGCCAGUAUCUAACUGUGCUGCAGGAGUUGCACAUUCAACAUGGAGACAACACCCUGCCAAAGAUUGAUCUUGAUAUUUGCCUCACCGUUUUAAACAGAGGCAUAUAUAAUGCAGAAGAGAAAACGAGCAACUGCCUCAUACCCAAUGAACAUGGUGUUUUACAACCUGCAAGUGAGCUCUUUUUUAAUGACAGCCCAUGGAUCCCAAUCAGUUCUGGCGUCACAUUAUGCCACGAGAAUAUCCCACGUGUUAUGGCUCUCCAUUUUGGAAUCAGAACAACCAGGCAUCAUGCUCUGCAAAACCAUGUAGUUGAGAACAUCUCACCAUUUGCCUUUCAGUUUGAACAGCAGGAGAAACUACCUGUUCGAAUAAAAAACAUAAUUUCAGCCUAUCCUUCAAAGAAAGAUAUCCUUAAAGAGCUUAUCCAAAAUGCAGAUGAUGCAGAAGCAACAGAAAUUCACUUUGUUUGGGACAAACGACAGCAUGACAAUGAAAAAACGUUUGGGGAGAAAUGGAACAAUUUGCAGGGUCCAGCACUGUGUGUGUUCAACAACAAAGUCUUCUCUGACGCUGACCUGAUUGGCAUUCAACAGCUGGGAGAAGGAGGCAAGCACAAUUCUCGAGGGAAGAUAGGAAAGUACGGGGUAGGAUUCAACUCUGUUUACCACCUGACUGACUGCCCCUCAAUUCUGACUGGAGAUAAAUUGCUCUGCAUUUCAGAUCCAAAUCAAAAUUACAUUGAGUGUCAUUCAGGCAAAUCAUCUUCUGGGAUUGGUUAUAAACUGGAUGGAACCUUCAAGGAAAUGUAUAUGGAUGUCUACAGAUCCUUUCUUCCAGACCAAUUUCCUCUUGAAGAUGGCACCAUGUUCAGAUUACCUCUACGGUUGGAUACCAUGGCAGACAGCUCUAAAAUAUCCCAACAGGGAGUCACUGAGGAUGACAUGAAAGAACUGUGCUCUGCCCUUGCUGAAGAUCCUGAAGGACUAAUUAUAUUUCUGAGAAACAUCUGCAAAAUACAAGUCCAUGAAAUCAAUGAACACUCAGGGACACCUAAAAGCAUCUUUGUGGUUGAAAAGACUCAACCAGAGAAAAGCAGAGAAGAAAAAGAUGCUUUUGUAAAGCUUUUACAAAAUGCUUUACAAUCUGACAAACAGAUAACCCCAUGCAAGGCUAUUUAUGGAACCAUUAUUUCCACCUCAAAUAAAAGUGAAAGUAAAUGGAUAAUUGCGGAGCAGUUUGGCACAUUCAAAAACAGUGGUGGAAGAAAUGUAAAACUUUCAGACAAACUUCCCCAAGCUGCAAUAGCAGUGUGUGUUAACCCUGCUGGAAUAGAACUAUCCAGCCCUAUUCAUUUUAAUGGAGUAGCCUUUUGUUCACUUCCUCUGCCUGGAAAAACUGGACUGCCAGUGCACAUCAAUGGAAACUUUGAGGUAGAUUCUGCCAGAAGAAGCCUUUGGAAAGAAGAUGGUCAAAGUUUGAAAUGUAACUGGAAUGAAUUUUUGAAAAAGAACAUCAUAGCACCACUGUAUGCAGAUCUCCUUGAUUACAUCAGCCAAAGCAUUGCAGUAAAGAAAGUCUCUCCUGCACGUAUUGAAUCAUUUUUCAGUAGCUCGUACUUGUGUUUUUGGCCAACUGUGUCCAAAGAAGUUGGUCAGGAGUGGCAUGAAAUGAUACAUGAAGUAUACAGAUCAAUCAAUGAAAGAUGCCUUAAUGUGAUUCCAGUGUUGAAGAGCUCAAUACGUGUAACUGCAGAACGAGUAUUUAAAGAGUACGCUUUUGACUGGUGUAAUGUCAGUGAAACAAAAUCAACAAAGGCACCUCACCUACAAUAUUCAUCAGGUGGUCAGAUUAAUUCCAUUUUGGAAGACCUUGGAAUGAAACUGGUUCCAUUUUCCAUGGCGAUGCAAAAGAUAUGGCAUGGUUUCAAAACUGCUGGCAUUAAAGUGAAAUGUGUCAGUCCUUCAACUGUGCAGACUUUUCUGAGAGCAAAACCCCUCAAUGACCCAACACAAACACAUGAGGAUUUACCCCUGCCCAUAACUGCCACUCUGAUUAGAGAUAAAAAACAAUGCUCAAAGCUCUUGAGUUUCUGCUUAAAAGAUCUCGACUUGAAAAAGGUAACCAUGGACCACUUCAGUUUACUUGAUGGACUUCCACUUCUUCUCACAAGAGAUAACAUUUUGAGAGUAUUUAACUCCAAAUCUCCAAAGCAGAUAACAAGAUACGACAGUCUGUUCAUUGGCUACGAGGACCAAUUUGCAGAUUAUGAGACCAACAAAGACCAGAUUGAUGCUCUACAAACUCUCAAACUUGUCAACAGUUUGACACUUCCCACUGCAGCCAAUUAUUUAAAACCAUAUAUUCAGCAUCUUCUCCAAAACUGUGAAGUGGAUCCUCACACUGGUCUUCAUGUCCCAAACGAGGCAAUGUCAAAGUGGCUGAAAUCACUUUGGAUGUUCUUAACAAGUCAAAUCAAACCUGAAACAUCUACUGAUGAUGAACAAAGUCUGACAUUAAGUGCUGUGAGGCAGCUCUUCAACGACUGCUGCAUUUUACCUGUUGUGUGUCCACGGUUAAACAACAUGCACUUCCUGCAAACAAUGAAAGACAUGCAAAGUGUUAUUCAGGUCGCCUCAGAAAGGGACAUAUCAGGCAUCCUGUUUAAACUUGGUUUUAUGAAGCUUGACAGUGCAUUUUUCAUUGACAUGAACCGACAGACACGUUCACUUCUACAACCCGAACUUAUGGAUGUGAAUGAUGAAAGUUCUGUGUUGGACCAAGUUUUCAACAUUAACCACUCAGAGUUUUCCAAGCUUACCAGUGAUGAGAUGAGAGCGCUUCAGAGCUUCCUGCAGUCUGGAGUAUUAAAAACCAAAGACAUUCAAGGGUAUCAAAGGAAGCUCAAAUCCUUGCCAUUAUUUGACACAAUACAUGGUACACGAGUGAGGAUUGAUGGACCUAAAGGGGUAUUUAUCCUCAACAUCAGUGCAUAUUCAAUGACUAGAUUUCCAGAUUUGUUCACCCUGCCUGACAGCAACAACAUUUUCCUCAAAUACAAUCCUGUGAACUGCAGUGUAUCAGACGUACUGAAAAUCCAAACCCUGACUGACCUGGAGUAUUUCAUGGAGUUCAUUCUUCCCGUUGCACACAAUCUCUCAGAGAGACAGACACUUCAUUGCUUCAAAAUGUUAUUAUCACUACAACUAAAUUUCAAUUAUCCUAACCAUAAGGACAAAAUCAUCUCCUCAAUGAAGACAGUGAAAUUGAUCCGCAGUUCUCAGGGCAGAUUGGAGAUGGCAUCAUACUACUAUGAUGAGAGUGUUGCUUUGUACAAGGCCAUGUUGCCACAAGAAAGAUUUUUGCCCAAGACAUUUUGGACAGAAGUGUGUGAAGAAAAUGCAAUGCAAACAAUCCAAACAAAAGAGUUACUCAAAGAACUUGGAAUGAAGCAUGUUGUGUCAAAAGAUGAAAUAAUACAUUUUGCUCAACAGUUAGAAGUCGAAGCAAAAGGAAACUGUCCACUUGAAGAGUUGAAACGUAAAUCAUCAGUAGUUUUAAAAGCAGCCUUGACUAUGGCAAGUAAUGACAAAAACAAAGAGGAAAGGUUCCUGGAGAACAUAGCCGACAUCAAGUUCAUUUUUCCUGUGAAAAUUGAAGAUGAACUGUGCAACUAUCACCAACCAUUCGCCACAGAGACAACUGCUGUUAAAAUCAGAGGAUCUUUGAUGGAAAGCGAUGAUCGUAAGCAUCAAGAGUUGAUUUGGUCUUCAAUGGCAAUUAUUCAUCUACCAGUUUAUAAGUCGGGGAAACUUCUGAAAAAAAUGACAAAUGCAGGAGCUUUUGAACAACCACCUCCACAGUGUAUUACCAGAAAUAUAAGCAACAUCUGUGAGUCACCUUGUGAUACUGAGAACUUGAUCACAACCCGUGCAAAUGUGUUUCGAAGUUCUUAUGCCUACUUGCAAACAAAUGGGUUUGAUAUCCAACAACUGAAAGGUCUCCCAGUUGUGCUGGUUGAAAGAGACACAAAACUUGUGAAUGCUCAUAAUACAUCUCUUUCACUGCCCUAUGACCUUGAGUUCAGACCAUAUUUGUACAAAAUUCCUCCAAAGGAUGUCAUGUUUGCAGAGUUCUUCAAGAAAAUUGGUGUAACGGUGGAACCUACUGCUGAGCAGUACUGUAAUGUUCUGGCAGCAGUUUAUGCUGAUUCCUCUGCUAAACCACAACUAAACCCAAACCAAAAGUCAACUGUUAAACAAGCUGUUAAGCAGUUGUUUGAGAUAAUUAAACUUCAUGAAAGUCAGGCCCUCGUUGAUGUAAAAGCUCUCUAUCUUCCUGCAGUAAAUGGUAAAUUAUACCCAUCACACACACUGUACUACAAUGACACAGCGUUUGAGACUAAAAGGAUAGAAGAAGCGCUGGCAAAUGAGUUCCUGUUGCUUCAGAAACUCAGUGAAUGUCAUUUGGGAAAGGACAUGUUUGUGCAUCAUCGAUUGCUGCAACUGCUGCCUCCAAAAUUUCAGCCUAAAAUGCUGUCUAACUUCACUGAGGAGAAAGUCGUGGAAUUACACAUGCAGCUUUGUGAGCUCGGAAGUAGCUGUGAAUUUAGAGGAUGGUUUGACCAACAUCUGUCCUCAAAAGCAUUUCGUCAUGGACUAGUCUGUCUUAUUAGAGAGCAGUCUAAGGGCAAAAUAACACAAGAAGAUGCCAUUGAAAUGUGUGAGAAGACUUUUGGUAGUAUUCAGAUUGUCUGCUGCAAAAGCUUGGAAACAGAGCUUUGGCUGGACAAACAGCCAUUAAAUGACACUGCCGCUGAAACUGCUGUUUACGUCAAACAAGGAAAAACAGAUUGCAUCUUUUACUUAAAACACAAUGAGGGCAUAGCUUUUAAGGUGUCUUUUAAAGUUGUUAUGAUAUUGACAAGGGAGAUCAACGCUCUUUUAGACAACAGAAUUGCGACAGAUCACCUUUCAGUCCUUGGACAACUUCUCGCAUGUGACAAUCUGCAAGAUGUUCAGACAGUUCUGGCUGAGAAUGGGAUCCAUGACAGUGCUGAAACAGAUGGCUUCCUGGUCAAUUCACAUGCCCCUGGGACAGAUAUUCCAAAGGAAUGGCAUGAUUCUUUGGACAUGAACAUCCUCAAUAACUUUGAAGGUGGGGAAUAUGUUGGCUACAUGACUAACAACAAGUACAUUUAUGCAGUUAUUGUUGAGGAACUGUCUGGGCACUCUGGAAAAUAUUCACGGAGAUACAAAAUACUAAUUGGAGAAGAUGAGACAAUUGAAGUCAGUUGUCUGGAUCUAUAUCAGUUUAAAUGCGAAAAGAAGCCUGAAUCUGAUAGGGGGACUUGCACUUCUGCUGAAGCUUCUUGCAUGGAGCUAGAGCUACUAUCAGGAGCUGUGCCACCCUCUUCCCAACCAUCAUCUACAAGGUCCUCACCGGCAUCUUUUGAAGAGGCUAAAAGGGAAAUUGAUAAAUGUUUGGCUGAGAUCUGGACUCUCUCUGAGGAGGAGAGGCGUAAAGCCAUCAGACGACUCUAUCUAAGAUGGCAUCCUGACAAAAACCCUGAUUGCCUCUUGCUCGCCACUGAGGCAUUCAAAUACCUGCAGAAUCAAAUUGAUGAGCUCAGUAAAGGCAAAAGCAAAGGCAAAACUGCUGGCUCCUAUUCCUCCUAUUCAGGGGCAAAUUUCAGAGACUUCUACCAGCAAUGGAAUCAGGAGGCCAGGUAUCACAGAAAUGGUCGAGAGCGAUUCUUCAGACGCAGCCGUUCCUACAACUUUUGGACCCAUAAUAGCGAUAUCCCAAGGCCAAACAGAGAGGAGGCCCAGCGCUGGUGUCGACAGGCUCGCUGUGAUCUAAAGGCAGCUUACAAAGACAUCGGUGAGGGGAGCACAGAGUGGUGUCUGUUCAAAGUCCAUCAAGUUGUGGAAAAGUCCCUCAAAGCCGCACAGUAUAAAAGACAUGGUAACCCCAGCAGCAGCUCCAUCGCAGUUAUUGCUGAAGAAGUUUCCCUCUACAACCCUGAACUGAGAGAUCUCCCUCAAAUUGUGCAAAAUCUGAAGAUGCUGGGAGUGGACCCCAAAAAGACUCAAUACCCCAGCUGUCAUCCAUUCCCCCACAUUCCAAAUGGACAGUUCAAAGCAGAAAAUGAGAGGCGAGCUGUAGAGAAGGCAGAUGAGCUUCUCAGUAAAGUAGAAGCAUAUGUCAAUUAGGGAUUC